Molecule: messenger RNA, 681 nt
Organism: Metopolophium dirhodum (rose-grain aphid)
Lineage: Eukaryota; Metazoa; Arthropoda; Insecta; Hemiptera; Aphididae
Product: piggyBac transposable element-derived protein 4-like
Exons: 1
Coding region: 1-681 (226 amino acids)
Source: RefSeq, a predicted model, not a curated record
AUGGUAAUUUAUAAAGGCAAAGGAACAAUUGAAAACGACACACCAUUUACUUUUGGGAUUGUUGAUAAAUUAAUGUCAAACUAUUUUGGAAAAGGCGAUACUUUAUAUAUGGACAAUUAUUAUAACAGUAUACCUUUGACAAAACACUUAUUAGACAAUAAAACAAAUGUCGUGGGUACAUUGAGGAAAAACUGGAAAGAAAAUCCAAAAGAAAUAAUGAAUGCUAAUUUAAAAAAAGGGGAAGCAGCUCACGCAGAGAAAGGAAAUAUACAUGUUUUAAAAUGGAGGGACAAACGUGAUGUUUUUAUGGUUUCAACCAAACAUAAUUUAAAUUUUACUUCUGUGAUUGACACAUUUGGAAGGAAUAAAUUUAAACCAACUAUGGUCUUUGAUUAUAACAAUAAUAUGUCAGGUAUAGACGGAGCAGAUCAGAUGAUUAGUUAUUACCCAACUCCAAGGAAAUGUUUACGGUGGUACAUUAAAGUUUUUUUCCACACUAUGGACAUAUGCUUAUGGAAUGCUAAUUAUUUGUAUAACAAGCAAAAGCCAAGUAUGUCACAUUUAGAUUUUAGAAGAGAUGAAGCUAGCACUUUAAUUGGCGUUUCGAACACAAAGCGCUCUAGUAUUCAAACAGCUCACACUAAACAAACCCAUUCACCUAAUUCAGAAAGUUCCAAUUAG